UGUAGUUGAAAACAACUCGGCCAAACCGACCCGCCUCCUAGCGGAUUUCUUCGCAGAUCUCUUCCACCUCCGCCACAGAGCGCAUAUCCCGCAUCACCUUUUGUAUUAGAAGCAAUCAGUCUUACUCGACAUCCAACGAUGAUAAACAAAAUCGAUCAGUCAACUCAAAAGCAAACAGCAAACCCAUCGUCUAUGCGACGUCCGACAUCCACUGCCGUCGGCUUCGCUUCACGAUAGCAAGGUGAAAACUCCCUCGAAGGUUUCGAAAGAUGACUCCCAAACUCGUUCCCACACCUUGGAAGAUCGCAGGAUCAACAUUCACCUUUAAUCGAUCACGCUCGGGUAGUGUCCAUUGAGAUGGUGACUACUCUGUUGGAUUUUGAAUUCUUGGAUCCAUUCCAAAGCUUUGCUAAUGAUUUCUCCUUCGUUUCUUCUUUUUUAUUGUUCCACAGAUGGUUAUUUGUGUUGAUUCAAUAUGAACCAGAGGACCACCACUAAGGAUUCAAUCGCCUUAGCUUCUCACUCUCCUGGAGCUCACAACAACACUAUUCACAUAUAUGUUUUUUCCCCUUUCCUGAACAGCUGGUUAAUCGUAAAUCGUUGUCAAAUUUGCCUGACCCAACCACAGUCUAGGAAAAUAUGAUGUUGUGUUUCCUUCAAUCCACAGAAUGGGCACUCAUCACAGCCUCUUCAUGUUCUGUCCACUAGGUUUCCGCAUGUAGGAAGGAUGUUAUGUAUCCAUCGCCAUGCAAAAAUUUGGACUUUAGGUGGUAUGUUUAGGCUCCAAAUUUGUUUCCAGUUCACUGGGACAUAAAGAUCCCCUAUUACUUCGCCUUUCAUUUCCUUCCACUUCGUAUAAGCUAAUUUCAUUGAGUAGAAACCUCGACUCUCCAAUCCCCAAACCAUUUUAUCUUAACAAGAUUGUCUAGGAAUUGAUAUCUACAAAUUAAUAAGAGAGAUUUUAUAUUUUGCUUCAUGAGAUUUUUUAUCCUACUUUAUCCCUUUUGUUUUAUAUACCACAUUAAAUAUAUUUAUCAACAAUAAAAAUUAAAAUUUUAAAAUCUAUUUUCAACAAUCCAAAGAGAUAUAAUCUUUAGAUGGUGCAGUAUGUGUUGAGUCACAUUCAGCAGGAGGGCUAAUCCUAAAGGAUGAAGGAGGCCCUUUCUUGUGGCUCGGAAGGUGAUUUUUUUUACAUCCAACCUCGUGUCGAUGUUUUGAUUUUUGUUCCUGGGUUGGUUCUAGGGCGUAAUUUUUGAUUUUUCUAUCAAUCAAUAUGAUUAUCUCUUGUAAAAAAAAAGAGGUAGAAUCUUUAGACUGUUGAUAAUCUAUAGAUUUAUACUCAUAUUCUUCAAACGACCCCUAUAUUUGCCCCAAAUCGACUUGUUUGCCAACGAAAAACAAAACUAGUCAUUUGCAAAUGACUCGCUCUCCAAAUGACCCGUUUUUCUUCAAUAAUUUCCAAUCUUAACCCUCUCAUAUUUUUUUCAUAUACAGAAUAAUAACAUGAUCAUAGUGGAAAUCUAAAAGUGUUAGAAGUGUAUUUGGAGAUCUCAUAUAAGGUAAAUUAGUUGCAUUUUCACAAAAAAAAAAAAAUGGUACUAUCUUGUUUCACAAAAUCUUUCUUUGAAGCCUGGCAAAUGCAGCAUUGUGUUUGAUGGAGCAAAAUAUCUUUCAUGAUUUUGUGGUCUAUACAUUUCCAUUUGUUUAAUCUCCUAUAAUAUUAGCGUAAUCAGGUCAACAAGAUUCGAAUGGUCCAAACUCCAAAGUUCGUUAGUUCACAAAGAGGCCACACUUUAAUUGCAAUUUGGGGGACCUCCCCUCCACCCACAGACCGAAUCAAAAGAGAAAACCCGAGUGCGCUGACCCGAACUAAUCCACCCAAUCCAAUCUCCCCCCGACCCAAACCCACAACCACACAUGGACCGUUUUCCCAGCCAACCCACGCCAUCUACGUGCCACCCGCUCCCAUCACAUGCCUCUGUCCCCAUCUCAUCCAACGGUGCCUACCUCCACAUAGAAACCCAAUCUCAGCCGUUGGAUUCCCCCUGGUCCACCGCCUCCCUCUCCCCUAAAAAUUAUACCCGGCCCACCCGUUUGCUGCCUUUGUCCCUUCCUUGUCCCCUCCCUCCGCUACACGACUCUCGAUGCUGCUCCUCUUUCCACUGGCACUCAUAUCCCGUGUGUGUUCUCUCAAAAUCUUCACAUCACGCGCUCCAACCUCACUCUCCUCACCGUUGGAUCCCUCUGAUUGGCCCGUGUAACAAACAGCGCGUGGGGUUUCAGAGUGGUCGCCAUCAUUACUCCUCACGCACGAAGUGGGGAGUAAAUUGCCCAGAGAGACUGUCUGUCCGCUUUACCCAUUUUCCCCACCUUUCCUAUUUAGCUAUCAUUUCAGCCCUCCCAUCUCCAUCCACAAUUUCUCACUUCAUUCCUACCUUCGAUUCCUCCGUUGAACAUCGAUUGAAAUUAUAGAACUGAGAAUCGAGAAUUGAAGUUGAUUACAUGGAGAGAUCUUCUUCUUCAUCGAUGGAGCUGGAUUCCGAUCUGAACCUCAAGGCCACGGAGUUGAGAUUAGGUUUACCUGGACACUGCGGCGACGACGACGACGGGCCUGAGAAGUCGCAGAUCAGCAGCACCUCUCCAACAACUGUAUUGACAAUCGGCAGAAGCAGCAGCGGCGGUAGCAACAAGCGAUCUUCGCCGGAAGCUCCGUCGUCCAACGAGUGCCGCUCGCAGAGCGAUUCCAGCGCGUCCGGCGUCGAAUUCGAGGACCGAGAUUGUGCUCCUCCUCCUGCCAAAGCGCAAGUUGUGGGGUGGCCGCCGAUCCGGUCCUACCGGAAAACCUGUUUGCAGCAGCAGAAGAGGGGAAGCGAGUCGGGGAUGUAUGUGAAAGUGAGCAUGGACGGAGCUCCCUACCUGCGGAAGGUCGAUGUGAAGAUGUACAAGAGCUACGCGGAUCUGCUGGCGGGGUUGGAGAGCAUGUUCAAGCUCAAGUUCGGAGAGUACUCGGAGAGGGAAGGAUACAACGGAUCUGCCUACGCGCCGACCUACGAGGACAAAGACGGCGACUGGAUGCUGGUUGGGGAUGUGUCGUGGGAGAUGUUCAUCUCUUCCUGCAAGAGGCUCAGGAUAAUGAGAGGCUCCGAAGCGAGAGGGCUUGGUAACUGAGAAUUUAAACAGUUACCCACACACACAACACAAACAAAGCUCAGCCAUGGCGGCCACAGAUUUUUACUGAUAUAUUCUUAAACCUCUGCCGGGUUCUUGAUUUGGAACCGACGGGAUAUUUUCUGGUUGUAUACAUAUAUAUACAGUAUAAAGAGCAUCUCGAACAGAUCGUAAUGGAUCGCUCUUUAAUUUUUUUUUUUAAACCUUGUUUGGGGAUGUUCUUCAGCUCAUUUGCUUUGUUUGGGUUCUUGUUGCUUGCUGGCUUUGGCUGAUCCUUUUUUCUUACUUUUCCUCCCUAUACGUUCCACACUGAAUACAGAGACAGUUCACAGAGAUCAAAUAAGUGGAAAACAGAGAUCUCUUGAAAUUUAAGGUUUUCAAUAAGGAUUGGAUGUCAUCUUAUCUAAGACUAUACUAUUUUGAUUUUUGUAUGCAGUACUAAUUGCAUUAAUCACAUUACAAAAAAUUUACUAGGUUUGCCCAUAUAGAUGGAUUUAGAUCCACCCAAAUAACUAAUCUGAAGUCUGAACUGAAUGAGUAUAACUAAGUGGACAGAGACAGACACAUGGAUUUGUCUAGGUACGAGAUCAGAAGAAAAUACUAAGAGAUGAAUGUAAAUGGUUGUUGUGGUUUGGAGAAUGAAAUAUGAAGUUGCAA
Linum trigynum is the source of this 3825-nucleotide messenger RNA. NCBI's taxonomy places the organism in Eukaryota, Viridiplantae, Streptophyta, Magnoliopsida, Malpighiales, Linaceae. The record is from the annotation of a GenBank genome assembly.